AUGCGUGCGCUCCGCCUGCGGCGCUGCCCACGGGGCACAUCCCCGGCCCGGGCGGGAGCGGGGCGGGAGCGGGGCGGGCGGGGCCGGGGCGGGGCGGGGCGCAGGCAGCCCGGCCUCCAGCCAGCUGGGUGCCUGCGCCGCGCGGCGGUCUUGGGGGCCCGUCUGGGCCGGAGGGCCGGGCACGAGGCGGGCUGGGAGGCAGGGGCGGCGGCGGGCGCAGGGCCCGCACCCUACAAGCGCGAGAUCCAGUCCACGCUCUGGGAGCGGCGGCCCGAGCGCGCCGGGCAGCUGCAGAGCCUCCUGCGCCAGGACCUGGGCCUCAGGGGGGACCUCUUCACCCAUAUCCUCUACAGAAACGGGACUCUCUUUCCCCUGGUGGACCCCAUUUCCCACGACUUGCUGGCCAACCUGGCUCAGGCCCUGCAGUGCCCCAAGAAGGACCGUGAGCUGUGGAAAUCUUUGGACAGGAUCUGCCGGCAGCUCAUCUACCACCUCACCCCUCACUCCAAGCGGCAGCGAGGGGCCAGCCUGGCCCAGAGGAAGGCACAGAGCUGUGUGUGUUUGAGCCUGUCUGCUUGCACCAAAGGGCAAUCAAUCAAAGGCUCACUGUCGCCGGCGCCGUGGCUCAAUAGGCUAAUCCUCCACCUUGCGGCGCCGGCACACCGGGUUCUAGUCCCGGUUGGGGCGCCGGAUUCUGUCCCGGUUGCCCCUCUUCCAGGCCAGCUCUCUGCUAUGGCCAGGGAGUGCAGUGGAGGAUGGCCCAGGUGCUUGGGCCCUGCACCCCAUGGGAGACCAGGAAAAGCACCUGGCUCCUGGCUCCUGCCAGGAUCAGCGCGGUGCGCCGGCUGCAGCGGCGGCCAUUGGAGGGUGAACCAGCGGCAAAGGAAGACCUUUCUCUCUCUGUCUCUCUCUCUCACUGUCCACUCUGCCUGUCAAAAAAAAAAAAAAAAAAAAAAAAAAAAAAAAAAAGGCUCACUGUCCACAGCUACCCACUUAGAAAGUGGCCGCUGGACAGAACCCGCCUUUGAGUGGCCGUUGGAACCCAGCCCUGGGCUGCCUCUUGUCUGGUUGGUGGGGAGCUGCCUGGCCCUGAGCCCCAGGCCCUUGCUCAGCCCCUCCCCGCCUGCGGAUCCCCCCACCCCCCCAGCUUCAAGAAGACCCUGCCAGCCACAGGGGAGACUGGGCGUUCCAGCAUCCCGCCAUCGGCGCGCGACCCUGGGCAGCCACAGCGCUGGGCUGGCGGUGCUGGACCUCAGCUUCACGGGGCUGAGCGACGAGCUGCUGUGCCUGCCUCUCGCAGCAGGCAACCGGCUGACGUGAGCCACUGCCCGCCAGCUCACCGAGGCCAUCAAUGAUACAGCCAAGUUCCGAGUGGACCUGGGCAACAACAUGGACGUGGCCUCCCUGUCCCAGCCCCUACUGGUUGGCCUGCGCCAGCGGCUGAGCCAGCACACCUUACUCUCCACCGUCUACGAGGGCCUGGACCUGGAGCCAGGGGUUGGGGGUGCUGAGACCGGAGCUGCUGCUGCUUCUGCCUCCACCUGGGGCUCUGCAGCUGUGGAGCCGGGGCCUGAGCCCCAGGCCUGCUGUGCCAGGUGACCCGCUGUCUGCCUGGGUCACUCCCAAAGACCAAUGCUCUCAAGCGCAUAGGACAGUGGAUGACGGAGGCCUGGGAGGCCCCGCCCCCAACCAGGCCCCCAGAGAGCCAGUGCAAAUGGUCCUCCUGGGAUUAAGGGGACAGAAGAAGAAUGGGCGCUCCCAGCAGGAAGGAUGCCGGCACUCAGGUCAGACCUCCCAAUAAGAGGGUGAUGCCUCCCCCACGCCCCGUCUCAGCCUCUCUGCAUCGUGGAUCCGUGGCUGCCAAGUUCCAGCCCUCGCUGCUGCUGCUGCUAUGGUGGGGAGAAGGGGUGGCCCCCACCCACCCCGACCCUUUUCAGCUGCUUCCUGGGGCUGAGCCCCUUUGGAGACCCACCAGGGGCAAAGCCACAGCUGACUCGGAUGGGGACAGGGUGCUGCCCAUCACCCCCAGGACCCUGGCCUCCCACCACCCCCACCCCCCGGGCCAAGCUGCCUACUCUUGGUCUGUGGAUAAGUCUGCAAGGUUCAGAAAUGCAUCAGGCCAAGCCGGCGCCGCGGCUCACUAGGCUAAUCCUCCGCCUUGCGGCGCCGGCACACCGGGUUCUAGUCCCGGUCAGGGCGCCGGAUUCUGUCCCGGUUGCCCCUCUUCCAGGCCAGCUCUCUGCUGUGGCCCGGGAGUGCAGUGGAGGAUGGCCCAGGUGCUUGGGCCCUGCACCCCAUGGGAGACCAGGAAAAGCACCUGGCUCCUGGCUCCUGCCACCGG
Molecule: messenger RNA, 2341 nt
Organism: Oryctolagus cuniculus (rabbit)
Lineage: Eukaryota; Metazoa; Chordata; Mammalia; Lagomorpha; Leporidae
Source: RefSeq, a predicted model, not a curated record